This is a messenger RNA of Mugil cephalus (flathead mullet), 2930 nucleotides long. It is a transcript of the gene oafa, whose product is annotated as OAF homolog a (Drosophila). The transcript has 4 exons. The record is from RefSeq and is a predicted model, not a curated record. The coding region runs from base 473 to 1321 and encodes 282 amino acids. Lineage: Eukaryota; Metazoa; Chordata; Actinopteri; Mugiliformes; Mugilidae.
CGCCCUCUCACUCGCACACACGGAGAGAGAGAGAGAGCGCAGAAAGUUUGGUGGGAUACCGACGGGUAGGAAGUGACGGGACUGUAUGAAUUUCAGGAGGAGGAAAAAAAGGAAUAUCAACACAAAGCAGAAUGAGAAGCAGCGUGCGGUGAUCGUCUGGCUGUGAGCUGUAGUGCGUGUGAAACUGAAGUGCGCAUGAUCUUAAACAACAACACCGGAGCGAGAAACUUUCAAUGGGAGUGAAGUAUGUUCCCCACAAGUGAAAAGCAGAGAUUUUAGUAAGCGGAUUGAUUGGAGGUGCGCUUGGAAGUACUGGCACACGGGCGGGGGGGCCAUAUGGAAGAAGUGUGAGGUAUGAACUAGCGAGAGCCCCCGCUUUCAGCUUGAAGGGGAAAGACUUUACGCAAAACCCAAGAACACAGUUGGGGGAUAUGAACGCAGAGCUGUGGGUUUCGCCUCGAGUUUUUCCUUCAUGGGCUUCGGUCUUGCGUCUUUGGGGAUGUUUGCGAGUUGCAUCUCUGCGGCUUCGGUUCGGAUACUGACCCGUCUCUGCGCCCUGGUGCUGGUCGUCGCCGUGGGACUCGGUUCGGAGCUGCGGGUCCGCGUCCGGCUCGCUGACGGACUGGUGACUGAGGAGCUUUUGGAGGCGGACAGCGAGAGGGACUCGAUAUCGCUCGAAUUCAAGCAGGGAGACGGGACGCUCAUCACUUUCGUGGCGGACUUCAAACAGGAUGUGAAGAUAUUCCGUGCGCUGAUCCUGGGCGAACUGGAGAGGGGGCAGAACCAGUACCAGGCGCUGUGCUUCAUCUCGCGGCUCAACCGCAAUGAGAUCAUCCCCAGCGAGUCCAUGGCCCGUCUCAGACAGAAAAACCCUCACGCCAUUCGCCUGGCGGAGGAGCGGCGCGGACUGGAGCAGCUGACGAUGAGCGCCGCGGUCAAUCUGAGCCGGGCCUGGCAGCUCAGCUCCCACAUCCACAACAUGUGCAGCGAGGCCCGGGAGGCCAUCUACACCAGGGAGGCAGAUGUCAAACACUGGCUGGACAAAGGAUUGGACAGCUCCAUAUUCGAGGUCUUGCCCCAAACAACAGAGGUGCCCAGCUUUCAGGCCUGUCAUUCUACUAAAGACUUGUGGCAGCCCUGUCUCUGCACGUACAGCCUGCGUUUGGAGUGGUACCCGUGUCUGCUGAAAUACUGCCGAAGCCGGGACACGACGGGAAAAGGCUCUACGUACAAGUGUGGCAUAAAGAGCUGUAGCAAGGGCUACCAUUUUACCUACUACGUUCCCCAGAAACAGCUCUGCCUAUGGGAUGAGGAGACCUAGCAUUUUUCUCUGCAGGGUUAAGAAAGACUCUUUUUUUCCUCCCCUUUGCCAAGCCGGUGCUUCUCCACCCAUGCUGUUCAAACUAAACCCAGUAAGACUGGACCUCGGUUUAUGUGAUGCUAAGUGUGGCUGUCUCAGGUGGGGGAAUGCUCCGGUCCAGAUGUCAGUGGUAAAACAGACGAAUUCAGGUUCCAAGUGAGGCCAAAACCUCGUUAGGAAGCUUCUCCUGGGUGAAAUGACGUCUCACUGUCCGAUUUGCGGCGACUCCGCCAAGAAGCUGUCACUUUUGUGCCUUUUCGGAGGAAUUAUUGGAGCAACAAUGACCUCUCAAGCAAGCUAUGGUAUGCACAGAGCUGGACAGCGCACUUGCGGCGGGUUAAACGCCGGCGGAGGAACAAUAGCAUCCCGUUCUAACUCAGAGUAGCUACACAAAUAUAAUCUUCCAUCCUUGUGAAGGAAAAUUCAGAUGGUGGAUGUGUCCUCCUUUCAAAGCUCUGUGAAGAACUGUUUAUUUCCAGUGAAAUGUCAGUUUAUAACAACGUAAACAGGCGGAGUAAGAAAACCGCCUUUCCCAAAUGCUGGCUUUAUUUAUUUUGGUUGCAAAGUGAAAUUAUGGAGGACUAUUUUUGUAUCUUUUUAUUGUAAUAACUUCAUCGACCUUCUUUCCCUUUUGCAUUAAACAAGCUCUUAAGUCCACAUUUCUAAACCGACAGCCCUCUGUAAGUAUUCAAACACACUUUAACUUCUUGGCUGUUUUGGAUGUUGUUUCUCAUCGGUAUGUCUUCAUUGGUGUACAGACGGAGUAGAUCAGCAGACUUAUUAUUAUAUUUAAGGAGAGAGUUUUAGUUCUGGUUUGUCCCAUCAGAACCUAUUCCCACCACUCACAUUCUUAGUUGGCUUAAAAAGUGUCAAAUAAACCAAAGUCAAAAUAAAUACUGUCAAAAGAAGGGUAUAAAGUUUCUAGAAAUUACCUCUUCUCUUAAGUCACUAACUCUGCAGCGUCGCUGUUUAAAUCAUCUCUACUGCCAUCUUCUGGUCAACCAGCGUUUCAGUUUCUUAUGCUCUCGACUGUGUCCCACUGCCAAGAUUUUUAUUUCAGUCACAGGUUCUGUCUGUUCAUGUCACCAGUUUAUAAUUUAUGCAAAAUCCCUCAUCAUUUAUGUUUCAUAUGUAAUUCAAGGAGCACUUCUUGAAUGCGUGGGACCAAAUUAAAUAUUGUUCACUUGACUUGAGAAACAAGUUAGAGUAGGAUUUUGAAUCGUCUUACCGCCGUCUUCAUUUCGGUCUGUACUGCCAUAUCAAAAUUUUGUGUCUUUCUGUGUUCUGCUAACUAAAGAACCAAAUGAGUGAAACAUUUCUAAUUGUGGCCUUUUUUGGUGAUCAAGUGCCUUAACAUUUCCACUGAUGUUUUUUUUUUUUUUUUUUUUUUUUUUUUUUGCUAUGUAAUUGUAGAUUAUUUUUUCUAUGAAAGAGUUUUGAAUAUGUUUAAAAAAAAAAAAAAAGCAAAACACAAAUGUCACCAAGAGGAGAAAAUGAAGCAAUUAGGUGAUGUACUGGUUAAGAGCUGUUUUACAUAAAUUGUUUCAAUAAAGUUUUUCUGUGCACUGCA